This is a messenger RNA of Exophiala dermatitidis NIH/UT8656, 2386 nucleotides long. Its product is annotated as pyruvate decarboxylase. Gene Ontology annotation, molecular function: carboxy-lyase activity; magnesium ion binding; thiamine pyrophosphate binding. Lineage: Eukaryota; Fungi; Ascomycota; Eurotiomycetes; Chaetothyriales; Herpotrichiellaceae. The record is from RefSeq and is a predicted model, not a curated record. The transcript has 5 exons. Bases 404 to 2119 code for a protein of 571 amino acids.
CGAUUACACCAGACGCUCGUUGUUCCAGAUGCUCAACGUGCACAGCCCUUUACCGAACCUUGAUUAUCCGACAUUACCUCUUGCAGCCGCACGGCAUCCCGGACCCCGCUUAAUUCGCCCCAACUCCCAGUACUCCAGAUGACCCUGCCCGCGAAAAUCAAGUUGUAGUUUGCGCAAUGAUUCCGCGUUUGCACCGCGCUUGAGCAAGUCUGCUUUUAGGGCGACCUGAAUGACCAGAGUAUAUCGUCCUUCAACAAGGCAACAUUUCAGCAAUACCUAUACAUCCGAAAAGAUCCUGUUCUGCCAAGGGCUGUCUCCAAUCGCAGAGUUCCACUAAUUCACCACGCCUCAGGAAAGUUGCCGCUGCUGCUAAACCGGUGUGCUGCUGGAAUUUGAAAGCACGAUGUCACACCAGGACGGAUCCAUCACUAUAGGACGAUAUCUAUGGACAAGGCUGCGCCAAUUGGGUAUCGACUCCGUGCAUGGUGUACCGGGAGACUACAACUUGAAUUUGCUUGACUCGAUAUCUUCCGAGGGGCUUAGAUGGGUUGGAAGCUGUAACGAAUUAAACGCAGGAUACGCCACUGACGGGUAUGCAAGGGUCAAGGGCAUUGGUGCUAUGGUGACCACCGGCGGAGUGGGAGAGCUUUCGGCAAUCAAUGCCCACGCAGGCGCGUAUUCGGAGCAGACGGCCGUGAUACAUAUCGUCGGCAGUCCUGCUCUUUCAAUCAGAGGUAAUAAGCAGUUCCAAAUGCACCAUACGUUGGGAGACAAUGACUAUGACGUGUUUAAGAAUAUCUUCAAACCCGUCUCUGCGGAGCAAGUCACGCUCAUGGAUGCCUCACGCGCUCCAGGAGAGAUUGAUCAUAUUCUACAAACUUGCUGGGUGUCAAGUCGACCUGUUUACAUCGACAUUCCGGCAGAUAUGGCAAACAAGGUUGUCGACGGUUCCAGAUUGUUGUCACCUCUAUCCCUAAGCUUUCCUUCGAGCGACACUCAGCAACAGGACGAAGCGCUAGCUGCUCUUCUCAGCAAAUUGAUUGCCGCGCAAAACCCAUGCAUUCUCGUGGACAUGGGCGCAGCCCGCCAGAGGAUCGAUCGUGCUGUGCAUGAACUGGUUUCGAACUCACGUCUGCCAACCUUUGUCACACCACUUGCCCAGGGUUUCAUCAACGAGAGCCUGCCAAGCUUUGGAGGCCUGUAUGCUGGGAGCGGCUCACAUCCAGGGGUCCAAGAGUAUGUGGAGCGAUCUGAUUUUGUGCUUCACAUUGGGCCACUGGACACGGAUGUCACGACGUAUCUCGGCUCGGCAAGUAUCAGGCGGACAGCCGUCGUAAAGCUCUUCACCGACGAGGUCCAAAUCGAUGACAAGGUCUACUCAUCGGUGUACCUACAUUCUUUUGUCCCGACCUUGCUCAAGAGAGCCGACUUUUCGAGGACUUCGAUCAAGCCUUUUGUCGCUCCGACAGUAAAUGGGACGAUUGCGACGAAAGACAAUGACCCUAUCACGCACGCAUGGCUAUGGCCCUAUAUCGGCAGUUGGCUACGACCUGGCGACAUCGUAUCAACAGAUACCGGCACAGCCAGCUUUGGCAUAUUCGACACCAAACUGCCACCUGACAGCAUGUUGAUCAAUAUCUCUCUGUGGGCCAGUAUUGGCUACUCUCUGCCGAGUGCUCAGGGUGCCGCUCUCGCAGCUCAAGAUGCAAAGACCAGGAGACGCACCAUCUUGUUCCAAGGAGACGGUAGCUUCCAGCUGACAUGUCAGGAGAUAAGUACCAUGAUCAAGCACCGCCUGCAGGUUUUCAUCUUCAUCAUUUGCAACAACGGGUACACCAUCGAGAGAGCAGUACACGAAACCACAGAGAACUACAAUGAUAUACUGAACUGGAAUUACAAGGAGCUCCUGAGGGUGUUUGAUAGAGAGUCGAAACACUCUCGUGCCUUUGAGGUUCAUACCCAAGGAGAGUUCAAGGAUUUGCUUGCAGACGAGAAGUUUUCACCUUACGGAGGUGUGCAGCUGGUAGAGGUGUAUAUGCCUGAGCUUGACAUCCCGCAACCUUUGAAGAAGCUGGCAGAAGUCAUCACGGCCCGUCAGAGAGCUGCAGCAGGUCGAUAGAUAGCUUGCAGACCAACACUUGACUCCGACACGGAUGACAUUUGAGAAAAUUUGAAUUGAUAUUUACAUACAGGCAUUCAUAGAACUAAUCUAGUGAUGCAUUGGGCUGGGGCUGGGUUGUUUACGCAUACCAGCAUUUCUCUGUUUACUUGGUCAGAACAGCCUCGUUGCCAGCAUCUCUCUCACGUUCGAACUGUGUAUCCACCGGGUGCUGUCACUUUGGAUUUCUGCGAAACGCCUUCGGGUUGAAGGGCGGCUAUACAUGGC